Molecule: messenger RNA, 2965 nt
Organism: Chanos chanos (milkfish)
Lineage: Eukaryota; Metazoa; Chordata; Actinopteri; Gonorynchiformes; Chanidae
Gene: sharpin
Product: SHANK-associated RH domain interacting protein
Exons: 9
Coding region: 155-1477 (440 amino acids)
Biological process (GO): proteasome-mediated ubiquitin-dependent protein catabolic process; positive regulation of canonical NF-kappaB signal transduction; protein linear polyubiquitination
Cellular component (GO): LUBAC complex
Molecular function (GO): ubiquitin binding; ubiquitin-protein transferase activity
Source: RefSeq, a predicted model, not a curated record
UUUCCAAGGAGCUUAAAUAACAGACGGACCAGCUUCCUGUUUUGAUUUAUUCGUCUUGUCUCAAUGGUCUGAUGUGUUGACGGCAAUGGGGCUUAUACUUUAUUCUAUUAGGCUAGUUGUUUAGGAAUAACUUUGCAGUUUAACAGUUCCUAACAUGGCUUUGAGCUCAGGCGGCUGGGCUCAGGUCCCUCCACCCGCACCGUUGCUUAAUGUUCAUGGAACAGCGGCUCGGUCCGGUUGCAGCACUGUGCUGAUGUCGGUCCGAGUGUCGGUGUGUCAUUCAGGACUUCGACCGCUCUGUCUGCCGGUCACCGUCGACGAGACGCUCCGUCUUCAGCUGAGUAUGGACCCCAGUCGGGCUGGAGAGUUUCGCCUGGCCCUCAGAGACACCACCAGCAGCGGUCGCAGUGUGGUCCUGGUGGAGUUUGACCUACGCACGGUGCUGUAUGACAUUAAGUCACCUCGUUGCCAUGAGCUACGGCUUCUGACACCACCUCAUGACUAUUUCACCUUUGGGUUCCGCAGUGAGCAGGAGGCGCAGGAGUGGAGCACAGUGGUCAUGUCAUCCCUGAGGGAGGCACACAGAGUUGCAAACAUGUCUGGUCAUGUUGUUACGGAUGGACAACUCACAAAAGAAACACAACAGAGUGACAGAUUGUCCUUGUCUGAGAAAGAAGAACUGUGUGCAGAACUUUCCAGAGCCAUAGAAGCGGGUGAUGCCACUGCCGCCAUUCACAGCGCCACCUCUCUCGCCAGCCACCAGGUGGUGGUGCAGAUCCAGCCGUCUGAGCACAGCUACGAGGAUGGGGAGAUCAGCCUGGCAGUAGCAGUAGAGGAUGCUUCUUCUUCCUGUUGUGUCACAGUAAAAGUUUUCCUCCACAUGACGGUGGCUUCCCUCAAACAGCAGAUGUUUCUAGACUAUGGUUUUCACCCACGUGUGCAGCGCUGGGUGAUUGGUCAGUGUCUGUGCUCAGACACCCGUUCCUUAGCGUCCUAUGGUGUGUGUCGGGACGGGGACACAGCUUUCCUGUACCUCCUCUCUGCUCGGCAGGCACGUCUGAGCCGCCAGCUGUGCCAACAAGACCAGGAAAACGCUCUCCUUAUGUCCACGCCCACGCCCGGCCUGCUACCAACUGCAAAACUGGUGAGCAACGGACCAGCUAGUCAGGAGUGGAGAAGCUACAGCACACUGCCUCCCCGACUGAGUCAUGGAAGUACAGGCAGUAGUGGAGCAGCAUCAGAGAAGCACAGCACUGGUGACAUCAUCAACCUUGAUAUGUUGCAACUCAGUGGUCCAACUGUGAAGACAAAUAACGCACAGGCAGGCUGGUCCUGUCCUUCCUGUACUUUCAUUAACAGACCCACCAGACCAGGCUGUGAAAUCUGUAGCACAGAGCGUCCAAGCCUGCCCGAGCGGAACCUCAUACAGCAGGAGAAAGGGAGAGGAGCCGGUCAAGGCAAUCACCAGGGCCUCUAAUAAGAACCAUGUUGGUACAUAAGAACACAGACUCACACAUCGCCUGCCUCACGCUGCUGUACACUUUGCCCCAAAACCAAGCCGUCACCUCGGGAUGUCCCCUUGUUUCUCCAAAAGUAAGGUUGAAGUAUGACCCGCUCCUCUCUGAGCUGUGGCCAGUUUCACUGGGCAGAAAUAUAAGGGACACCAUAAGACAGACACAGGCGUCUUUUUCUCUGCAACUCUCUCUAAAAAUUCAAGAUCCGAAGUCUACUGCCCUUCCUAAAUCUGAAAAUCUGGAGCCUCGUUUAUCUGAUGUCGUGCCCAGUACUGAAGACACAUACUCACUCACAUUCCUGAACCACUCUUCCCAGUACUGUAGAUACAUACACCCAUCUCCAGACCACUAUAUCCAGUACUACAGCUCUUCAGGCCCCUCCCUUUUCCUUUGUCUCUGAUGCUGAGGAAUCAUGGUGGAUGCUUUCAGUUCUCGUCUUUUCAUUUGGAAGUCCAGGUUAUCUCCAGGAUAUAUUGUCAUGUGGAAACAGUAUUUUCAUUUUUUCCAUCGAGGGUGUAUGGAUAAAUGGCCAAAAGAUGAGACACUUGCACCAAUGCCAAAUGGACUGCUACAGUGGUAAUGCAUGAAUUUCAGGCCCUGUCCUAACUGCUUGACAAACCUUCCUCUCUUUCCCUCCUGUUCCCUGUAAAGACCAGAAUGGAAUAACCUGAAUAGUGAGACCGCCAAUUUCCUGCCACUCAGUCUUUAAGUAGAAAUGUAACACAAUAAAUACCCCAACACACAUUUUACCCCCAGCACUUCAAACACCCUGACCCAUGGGACCUGUUUUUCAGAUAAUUUGACGUAAAUAAAUUGAGCAAAACGUGUUGUAGCAUGCUCUGUCUGACAUCAGCAGGUUUUAGGACUUGGACACGCCCUCACAUCUUGGAUACUGCUGUGUCUGGAGGAUGGGGGUGGUGACAUAAAAAUGCUGAGCAAUCAUUCCUCUGGCCUGAGUGGGUUUGCUGUACUGUUAUUGUAAAUGGACGUUGCCUUUUCACUGAUGUUUUUCCACAUUUGAACCUCUGUAUCCUUGUUAUAAGUGUUUGAACAGGAGAAGCUAAUGAAAUGAAGGACACAAGUGUGAACUGAAGUCUGUAAAUACUCCAGAGCAUAGUUCCCUGUUUGUUGGACUUGUUAGUAGUUUUAAGGCCUUUCGAUUAGAGCUGAAUAGUAUUUUCAUUAGCAAUACACAGCAGGGUUAUGAGUCACUCAUAAUGCUUAUGUCAAUAACAUUACACUCGCACAUAAACCACCUUCCCUUCAUUCCAUUAUGUGGAGUAUCCAGUAAGUGGAAAUGUCAUGUUCUUUGGAGGUAAUAAUACGUUAUGUAGUGCUAAUGAGGCCAUCAUGGAGCUCUUUCGUAGGACUCUACAGCUAAGGCAUGAGUCUUACAUUGGUAACAGACUCUUAUACAUCCACAGCAUGUGCUCUGAUUGGACAGUCACAGG